CUCCCAUGCUGAGGCUGGAUGGAGCGCAGAAGCUAACAGUCCUCCGAGUUGCCCCAAAGCCUAGGGGGCUGUGAGUCCUGGUCGUACGCCUCGCCGGCCACGUAAUCCUCCUAUUCGGUCCACUCGCCUCCCUCCCGGCGACCCGGCCUCUGGCGGUCAGACCCUUGCAUACGACCGGCCGGCUGGCGAGGAAGCGCGUGCUGGGGUAGUGGUUUGGGUCGGGGUCUGCUGUUAUUGCCACGCCGCGCUCAGGCCAGACGGAGGCCCCGCGGCGGGCGGCAGAUGCGGUGAGGCCCCUCAAUGUGCCCCGCAGCCCGGACCGCCCGUGAACCGCUCGCCCCGCACUAGCUGGCGUGGCUCUGGGCCGCUUCGUUUGGAGAGCGCGUCUUCGCCGCCGCGUCCCCUGCCCAACUGGGAGCAGACUCGGCAGCAUGUCCCCCGCGCUCCAGGACCUGCCACAGGCCGCAGGGAUGAAGAAGACCCUGCAGGACGAUAUCGAAGCCAUCCUCCAGGAGAGGAUCAUGGUGCUCGAUGGAGGCAUGGGGACCAUGAUCCAGCGGCACAAGCUGAGUGAAGACGACUUCCGAGGACAAGAAUUUCAAGAUCAUGCCCGGCCUCUGAAAGGCAACAAUGACAUUUUAAGUAUAACCCAGCCUGAUAUAAUUUACCAAAUCCAUAAGGAUUACUUGCUGGCUGGGGCAGAUAUCAUUGAAACCAAUACUUUUAGCAGCACUAAUAUUGCCCAAGCUGACUAUGGCCUUGAACACUUGGCCUACCGGAUGAACAAGUGCUCUGCGGGAGUGGCCAGAAAAGCAGCUGAGGAAAUCUCUCUCCAGACGGGAAUUAAGAGGUUUGUGGCAGGAGCUCUGGGUCCAACUAACAAGACCCUGUCUGUGUCCCCAUCUGUGGAAAAACCAGAUUACAGGAACAUCACGUUUGAUGAGCUCGUUGAAGCAUACAAAGAGCAAGCCAAGGGGCUUUUGGAUGGUGGGGUUGACAUCUUACUCAUUGAAACUAUUUUUGACACUGCCAAUGCCAAGGCAGCUUUGUUCGCAGUCCAGAAACUUUUUGAAGAGGAGUAUGCUCCCCGACCUGUCUUUAUUUCAGGGACAAUUGUUGAUAAAAGUGGGCGGACUCUAUCUGGCCAGACCGGAGAGGCAUUUGUCAUCAGUGUGUCUCAUGCAGACCCCCUCUGCAUUGGAUUAAAUUGUGCUCUGGGUGCAGCCGAAAUGAGACCUUUUAUUGAAACAAUUGGAAAAUGUACAACGGCCUAUGUCCUCUGUUAUCCCAAUGCAGGUCUUCCCAAUACCUUCGGUGACUAUGAUGAAACUCCGCACAUGAUGGCAAUGCACUUAAAGGAUUUUGCCACGGAUGGCUUGGUCAAUAUCGUUGGAGGAUGCUGUGGUACGACACCAGCUCAUAUCAGAGAAAUUGCUGAAGCUGUGAAAAACUAUAAGCCCAGAGUUCCACCUGCCACCGUUUUUGAAGGGCAUAUGCUGCUGUCUGGUCUAGAACCUUUCAGGAUUGGACCAUACACCAACUUCGUUAACAUCGGAGAGCGCUGUAAUGUUGCAGGAUCCAAGAAGUUUGCUAAACUCAUCAUGGAAGGAAAGUAUGAAGAAGCUCUGAGUGUUGCCAAAAUGCAGGUGGAAAUGGGAGCCCAGGUGCUGGAUAUCAAUAUGGAUGAUGGCAUGCUAGACGGUCCCAGUGCAAUGGCCAGGUUUUGCAACUUCAUCGCCUCUGAGCCUGACAUUGCCAAGGUGCCCUUGUGCAUCGACUCUUCCAACUUUGCUGUGAUUGAAGCUGGAUUGAAGUGCUGCCAAGGGAAGUGCAUCGUGAACAGCAUCAGUCUGAAGGAGGGCGAGGAUGACUUCCUAGAGAAGGCCAGAAGGGUUAAGAAGUUUGGAGCUGCUGUGGUGGUCAUGGCUUUUGACGAGGAAGGACAGGCAACAGAAACAGACACCAAAAUCAGAGUGUGCACCCGGGCCUACCAUCUACUUGUGAAUAAACUGAGCUUCAAUCCAAAUGACAUCAUCUUUGACCCUAAUAUCCUCACCAUUGGCACUGGGAUGGAGGAACACAGCUUGUAUGCUGUUAAUUUUAUCUAUGCGACAAAAGUCAUCAAAGAAACAUUACCUGGAGCCAAAGUGAGUGGAGGUCUUUCCAACUUGUCCUUUUCCUUCCGAGGCAUGGAAGCCAUUCGAGAAGCAAUGCAUGGCGUUUUCCUUUACCACGCAAUCCAGUUUGGUAUGGACAUGGGGAUAGUGAAUGCCGGAAACCUUCCUGUGUAUGAUGACAUCCACAAGGAGCUUCUCCAGCUCUGUGAAGAUCUCAUCUGGAACAAGGACCCCGAGGCCACUGAGAAGCUCCUGCGCUACGCUCAGACUCAGGGCAAAGGAGGGAAGAAGGUCAUCCAGACUGACGAGUGGAGGAACGGCCCCAUCGAGGAACGCCUUGAGUAUGCCCUUGUGAAGGGCAUUGAAAAAUAUAUUAUUGAGGAUACUGAGGAAGCCAGGUUAAACCAGGAAAAAUAUCCCCGACCACUGAAUAUAAUCGAAGGGCCUCUGAUGAAUGGCAUGAAAAUUGUUGGUGAUCUUUUUGGAGCUGGAAAAAUGUUUCUACCUCAGGUUAUAAAGUCAGCUCGUGUCAUGAAGAAGGCCGUUGGUCACCUUAUUCCCUUCAUGGAAAAGGAGAGAGAAGAAAACCAAAUGCUUACCGGCAUAGUAGAAGAUGAGGACCCUUACCAAGGCACCAUCGUCUUGGCUACCGUUAAAGGUGAUGUGCACGACAUAGGCAAGAACAUAGUUGGAGUGGUCCUCGGCUGCAAUAAUUUCCGAGUUAUUGAUUUAGGAGUCAUGACUCCCUGUGAUAAGAUACUGAAAGCCGCCCUCGACCACAAAGCAGAUAUAAUUGGCCUGUCAGGGCUUAUCACUCCCUCCCUGGAUGAGAUGAUUUUUGUUGCCAAGGAAAUGGAGAGGUUGGCUAUAAAGAUCCCGCUGUUGAUUGGAGGCGCGACCACUUCCAGAACCCACACAGCAGUUAAAAUAGCUCCAAGAUACAGUGCGCCUGUAAUCCAUGUCCUGGACGCGUCCAAGAGCGUGGUGGUGUGUUCUCAGCUAUUAGAUGAGAAUCUGAAAGAUGAAUACUUUGAGGAGAUCAUGGAAGAAUAUGAAGAUAUUAGACAGGACCAUUAUGAGUCUCUUAAGGAAAGAAGAUACUUAACCUUGAAGCAAGCAAGAGAAAAAGGUUUCCAUAUUGACUGGCUGUCAGAGCCUCACCCAGUGAAGCCCACGUUUCUUGGGACUCUGGUCUUUGAAGACUACGACCUGCAGAAGCUGGUGGACUACAUUGACUGGAAGCCUUUCUUUGACGUCUGGCAGCUUCGGGGCAAAUACCCGAAUCGAGGGUUUCCCAAGAUAUUUAACGACAAAACCAUUGGUGAAGAGGCCAAAAAAGUCUAUGAUGAUGCCCAAAGUAUGCUGCAAGAGCUGAUCAGUCAGAAGAAGCUCCAGGCCAGGGGUGUGGUUGGGUUCUGGCCGGCUCAAAGCGUCCAGGACGACAUUCACCUGUAUGCGGAGGGCACAGAACCCCAGGCUGCGGAGCCCAUAGCCACCUUUUAUGGGCUCAGGCAACAGGCCGAGAAGGACUCUGCCAGCACAGACCCCUACCUCUGCCUCUCGGACUUCAUCGCCCCUCUGCACUCGGGCGUCCCCGACUACCUGGGCCUGUUCGCCGUCGCCUGCUUCGGGGUGGAGGAGCUGAGCAAGGCCUAUGAGGCAGAGUGUGACGAUUACAGCAUCAUCAUGGUCAAGGCGCUGGGGGACCGGCUGGCCGAGGCCUUCGCUGAGGAGCUGCACGAGAGGGUGCGCAAGGAGCUGUGGGGCUACUGCGGCGGCGAGCAGCUGGCUGUGGCCGACCUGCGGAGGCUGCGCUUUGAGGGCAUCCGGCCGGCGCCCGGCUACCCCAGCCAGCCGGACCACACCGAGAAGUUGACCAUGUGGAAGCUCGCAGACGUGGAGCGGCUCACAGGCAUUAGGCUGACAGAGUCACUGGCGAUGGCUCCUGCUUCAGCAGUGUCCGGCCUUUACUUCUCCAAUGUGAAGUCCAAGUACUUUGCCGUGGGGAAAAUUUCCAAGGAUCAGAUUGAGGAUUAUGCUUUGAGGAAGAACAUGACUGUGGCCGAGGUUGAGAAGUGGCUUGGACCCAUUUUGGGAUAUGAUACAGACUAACUUCUUUUUUUUCUUUUUUCCAACCUUGUCUGUGCUUGAUGCUCCCUGAGGAAAUAAGAGUCCAAAGUGCCUUAACAAGAGUGGCGCAGCAGCUGCAGGCUGGUCUGCACCUGAUUGACCUUUGCCCCCUGCCUGCUCACGGACGUUUGCCAGAAGCUUGUAGAGGAGCAGAGUCUCUCCACGGUUCUUGGGAAGCAAGCUGCUGUUUUUCAAGGACCUUUAAAUGCAGAACAGCGAGCAGGACUCCAGGGGUGUUCCUGGUCCCUCAGGAAUGUGAUAAAGCCUGAGAGAGAUAAUUUCGCAUUUCAAAGCAGGUCAACUUGCUGUCUUCAUUUUUAUCCUGGACCUAGGAGGCCACGUAUUCCUUUUCUUCUCUCUCUCUCAGAAAAUCCUGCAAGUUAGUUGAAUAGAGAAAUGUGAUCCUGUGGCCAAGCGAUGCCAGGAGCAAUGGGGCAUUUUCCUGUGGGUGGUUAGAGCUGUUACUCUGCCUGGGAAGGCAGCCUCACGCUGCUGUCUCCCAAGAUCUCAUUUUCUGAAGCCUUGGUUAGACGCUUAUAGAUGUCCCUGUGGCAAAGGGCACGCUCCCCACAGGCCUGUCAGAAGUGCUCAGGCUGCUUGCCCCUGCGGGGUCAAAUGCAGUAAUGUUCUCCAAGGCUUUUGUCCUCUGAUUUCACAUUCCUUCGCCCUCAGGGAGGAAGGAGGUGGCAGAGAGAGUGGCCGCGAAGGAUAGUUAACAUCUCGGGGUUGUUUUCCAGAACUGAGCAGCUCUCGGCGAAGCUGCGUGUCCCGAGUGGACAGGUGAACAGCAACAUUCCACUCAGCUCUUUCCUCUCUGUGCUGACCCAGUGCCAGCCUCACAUGGCCUAAGAGCAGCACAUGGAUUCAGUCACGAUUGUUGCAGGAAAUGGUUAAGAGCAUGGGCUUUGAAGUCACUCAGACCCAGGUUCAAGUUCAGCUGUGCCAUGACAGAGGCAGUUGCUUAAGCUCUCCAACGCAAUUUUCUCAUCUAUGAAAUGGAGGCAGCGAUACCAGUUCCUGGCUCGUAGGCCUGAGGUGAUGCUCAGAAGGCAGGAAACACGGGGUCUAGGUGCAAUGCAGGCGUCAUAGACGACAGCAUCUGGAGAGCUCAGCACAGAGCAGAUGCUCGUGGAAACGGGGCAAAGCCUGAUGGAAGUGAAAGAUCUGGGGGAUGCACAUGGGGAGACAGGACUGCGUUUACUAGGCACCCUUUCUGGAAGGAGAGCCCCUCUGAGCAGGGACUGGAGCCUGAAGCUCCCAUCAGUGUGAUCGGCAUCAUUAACCCUCAUUUUCUGGGAGACAGUCCCCUCACAUGGGACAUGGGGUGGCUUUGCCCCAGAGCAGUUAUAGCAGGUGUACACUCAGGUGCAUUGCAGGCAAAAGGGGAAAAAUACUUAGGGAAUGACGGUCCUGCAUAACUGCAGCAUAUGCAUGUUUGCCUGCAGAGCAACACCCCUGCAGGCGUCUCUUGCCCUUAAAGUGAAGCAACUGUAUGCCUUUUUUUUUUUUUUUGAUGUAUUUUAUUUUAUUUUAUUUUAUUUUAUUUUCCCACUGUACAGCAAGGGGAUCAAGUUAUCCUUACAUGUUGUAUGCCUUCUUUAGGUACAUUCACUCUGUGCUAUUUUGAGAAUGGGACUUAGUUUCCUAAGAUGCUCACUUGGAGGACUUAUUUUCUGUGGGUAUGUUAUUGUAGGCCUUGGUGCAUUCUUCUGUGAGAAAGAAUAACCCCUUCCAAACACUUUAACAUGUUUUACCUGAAUUAGAGUUGCUACGAGCCUCCCAGUCUCAUUAAAUAUUUAUCAUAUCUUUUCUGAACUAGUUAUGUGAUGGAAUGGCUUUCUCAAAAGUACUGUCGAUGUAAUCAUGAUGGAUGCCGUUUAUCUAAAGACAAAAACAACCUGUGUAAGUUCAAGGGCCCAUGUGUUCAUUAAAGAAUAUAGACUGUAAUUCAAAAACCCCUCCAUGGGUUUUGUGUCAGGUUGACCUCAAAGGCAAGAAGGUGAGCGUUCCCCACCCGGGUCGUCCCUGUGCCUCUACUUGCAUGACCAGAGCCUCACCUUGUCAUCAACAUCUGUGGCUGCCCCAUCACUCAUCAUGUCCCUCGGGGAGCUCUUAUUUAUUUUCUAAAGGAGCUCUUAUUUGAAAUCAUCUGCUUGUUCUGCUAUGUGUAGUGAGGAGGCGGGCAUGUGGGAUGAUGGUUGAGAUCAGGUUUUGUAACAGCCCGUUUCUCCUUUGAUAUGUUCUGCCACCAGCCUCCCUCCAUCCACAGCUGAGCUCAUUUAGAGAAUAGUUGACCUUCUUUCUAUUUCUCUCAGGCACGUCCUCAGCAAACAACUGAGUUCUGCUCUGUGCUAAACACUAUCUCCCAUUCUCUCCUUGACUCGGUGAAGUCAGAUUUCUUAACCCAUCUCUUCUGUCAUAAAUGACCUCUUAACUUUAGAUCCAGUAGCCUUCCCAAUGAUUUUUCUUCUCUCUGGGUUUGGACAAUAUUGACCACUUCUUCAAAACUCUCCUAACCCUAACCCUUUGACUUCACUUAGCAGUCUCUGUCUCUUAGAAUUUCUUAGCUAUAUUCAUGGUUUUCUCCUCCUUUGCUCGUUUAAAUCCCGGUCCUCAAGAGCCUGUCACUAGCUCCCUUCUUAGUUACAUAGUUUCCGUGGGCAGUUACAUCCAACUGAAACCCCUCUGUCUGAAGCGUAUAGCAUAGCAAAUCCAACAGCCUCUUCUAGGAGGACAUACCAGCAUCUCAGACCCAGCGUGUCUCAAACCAGCAUCAUCUUAUUCUCAAAGGCUUGAUAUAUUCACUAAUGAAGAACUGCGCCACCUCAGACUUGCCCCAUAUCAUCCUUUUCUUGGACUAUCGAAGUUAUCUUAAAAAAUGUGCAUAAAGGACACACUUAUCCUACUUUAAGUUGGGAAGGUAGCAGAGAUGUUUGAAGCAGGCAGUGGUUCGGUUAAGGCCUGAUUUGGGACUUGAAGGAUGAAGAUGAAGAAGGAAGAUAGAAGCAAAUGAAGAACUGUCUUUUUUCAUGAAUAUCGAAGGUUGUAAGGGCAUCAGAUCUCCCCAAAAUGAUCUCUAGAUUCAGUGCCAUUGCCAGCAGAGGUUCUGUUGAAUGUGACAAACAGAUAUUUAAAUGUAUAUGGAAUGGCAGAGGACUAGGAGGGCUGAACGCUUCUAAAUAUGAUGAAGAGGUGAGGGGAGCUUACAAGACAGUGUUGCUGUAGAGUUUGUGGUGUGUGUGGUGCAGAGGUAGGCAUUCUGAGGAGUGUAAUGAAAUAAGAGCCUGGAAAAGAACCCCUGCAUGUAUGCUGACCUUUGAGAUGUGAUGAGGUGCCACAGCAGACCAGUGGGAACAGAAAGCGUGACUCUGAGGAGUUCUAGAACAGCCAUUAUCCGUAUGGAAAAAGUGAAAUUUGAUUUCUGCCUCACAACUAACUUAACAAUUGCAAGUACAUUAAGAUCUUAAUUACAAAAAGCAAAUAUUAAGUGUUUGCAUAUAAAAAUCUUAGAGCAGGAAAGAGUCUUGAGACAUAAAGUGCCAAUCAUAAAGAUAUUAAAUCAAGUAUGUUAAAACCAGGACUUAGUUUAAGCUAAUAAACAAUGUAGUGAAAAGACAAAUCAAGACUGAUAUUACAGUUAACUAUCAAAGGUUAGUAGAAUUUAUGGAAGUCCCUGUUUUUAAAAAGAGAAAAAUAGAAAGACCUGAAAAGGCAAUUCACAGAAGAGGAAAUACAUAGGGCUUAUAAAUAAGUAGAAACGUUGGAGAUGAGAAUUAAGACCACAAUGAGCUUGCAUUUUAUAUCAUUAAGAUUUGUAAAGUUGAGUUUGGUGCUACCUUGUGCUGAUGAAGAUCUGUGUAAUUGUGUGGGUGUGUGACCAGGCGCCUCUGCUUUAGGAAACAGUCACAAAGGCAAACAUUUGCUGUUUAGGAUCUGGACCACGGUUCCAAUUCCCAUUGUGUCUCCAGUAAACUCUUGGGUCAUAGUAGCAUCUUCAUAGUAGUUAAUUACUGGAAACACUGAAAGGUCUCUCUGUCUACAGGAGAACGGGUGAGUUAAUCAGGUGUAUUCAGAGUGAGGGGUUUACUCAGUAGUGAAAAUGAGUGAACUGCAGCUACACUCAACAGUAAGAAGGAAUCUCUGAAAAAUGUUAAAGAAAAAGCAAGUCCCAGGAUAUAGUUGAGACUAUUUUUUUUUUCAGAUCAAAACCAAAGGGUAUAUCAUCUCAGCAUACAUAAAUGGUGAAACUUUGCUGUUUUUGUUUGUUUGUUUGUUUUUUUAAAGUAAACCAAAAUUUAGCCUGCUAAUUACCUCUUAGGGAGAUGGAGUGGAUAACAGAGGGACACGUAGGUAGAUGCAGGUUCUUGGUAGCGGUCUAGUUCUUGUUGGCUUGUAGGGUAGGUUUACGGUUUAUUGUAUCAUGCUUUAUAGCUAAUAUGUACUAUAGACUUCUGUAUGUAUUAAAUAUGUUGUCCUUAAUGUAUUAAAUAUAAAAAUAAUAAAGGAAAAGUGAAAUAGUA
Phacochoerus africanus (Common warthog) is the source of this 8767-nucleotide messenger RNA. RefSeq names its product 5-methyltetrahydrofolate-homocysteine methyltransferase (gene MTR). NCBI's taxonomy places the organism in Eukaryota, Metazoa, Chordata, Mammalia, Artiodactyla, Suidae. Gene Ontology annotation, molecular function: cobalamin binding; methionine synthase activity; zinc ion binding. The coding region runs from base 432 to 4229 and encodes 1265 amino acids. Gene Ontology annotation, biological process: pteridine-containing compound metabolic process. The transcript is spliced from 33 exons. The record is from RefSeq and is a predicted model, not a curated record.